AUGGUUCAAUAUACGGUUGACCCACAAGCAUAUUUCAAGGUCAUCUUUCAUGCCGCCAAGCAUCCCCAUCUCCCCGUAAACGGAGUGCUUCUGGGCAAGGAAGAAGGCAGCACCGUCAGUAUUGUCGACGCUAUCCCACUUCUUCACCACUGGACCAGUCUGAGUCCCAUGAUGGAAAUAGGUCUGGAUCUCGCUGGACGACACGCGGAAUCUGCUGGCCUGAGCCUUGUUGGUUAUUAUCAAGCUUGUGAGCGCGUCGAGGACAAAUCGCUGGCCCCUGUCGGUGAACGCGUUGCGUCAAAGCUUCAAGAGGGGUUCAAAAACACCGUAGCUUUCGUAGUGGAUGGCGAAAAAAUGGGCUCCGAUGAAGCUGCCCUCAUACCCUUUCUCCCUCAAGGCACGAUAUGGCGACCACAAUCCGACCAAACAGCCUUCAGUGUUGGCUCGAGCUUCCAAUUCACGGCAAAGAACGUGCCACAAAAAGCCUUAGCAUUGGUCCGGGAGGAAUGGCGGCAUGAAGCUUUUGGGGAUUUUGAUGACCACUUGGAGGAUGUUACUAUAGGCAAGCUAUUCGAAACAAUUCCGCAACGCCUAACCCUCCUCCAGAUUGGCUGA
Messenger RNA from Mycena indigotica, 615 nucleotides. RefSeq names its product MPN domain-containing protein. Gene Ontology annotation, cellular component: EMC complex. The coding region runs from base 1 to 615 and encodes 204 amino acids. The transcript is spliced from 4 exons. The record is from RefSeq and is a predicted model, not a curated record. Lineage: Eukaryota; Fungi; Basidiomycota; Agaricomycetes; Agaricales; Mycenaceae.